Molecule: messenger RNA, 252 nt
Organism: Podospora pseudocomata
Lineage: Eukaryota; Fungi; Ascomycota; Sordariomycetes; Sordariales; Podosporaceae
Exons: 1
Coding region: 1-252 (83 amino acids)
Source: RefSeq, a predicted model, not a curated record
AUGACAGCACCCGUCACGAGUUCCCUGCAUAUGUCACUCCCCCCCUACGGUUUACCCCGGGGCAGGAGGAGACAGGCGGGAAACCCCUCCGAUGCAGGUCGCAUAUGUCAAUGUCAUGCCUUCUCUGGCUGCCAACACAACCCAGUCUCUGCAUGUGUAACAAGUUCCCGGUCAUGCCACGGCUCUCGCUGCCCAACAUCGUCUUGUCAGCGCCGUAGCACCUCAAAAACACGAGUCGGGCUAGGUAUGUAA